Umbelopsis ramanniana AG is the source of this 1170-nucleotide messenger RNA. RefSeq lists its product as uncharacterized. Lineage: Eukaryota; Fungi; Mucoromycota; Umbelopsidomycetes; Umbelopsidales; Umbelopsidaceae. The record is from RefSeq and is a predicted model, not a curated record. The transcript is spliced from 3 exons. Bases 102 to 1055 code for a protein of 317 amino acids.
UUUUGAACAGAGUGACGCUAAAAGGGAUCAAAUUGGAUCACAAAAGCACAAUCACUCGACCUAAGAUUAGAAAUGUCGACAAAAUUGUAAACCACAAUGCCAUGGAAGUUAUAUCUGACAGCUCAUCUAUACAUGAAAAUGACAUUUCUUCUAUCGAUGUUACAUCGAAAGUCGCAGAAAUCCUUUGUCAAGGUUACGACAUUUCAAUCGAUGUCAUGAAGAUCGUUUGUCCGACGUUAUUCUUUCCAAAACCUGAAAGGGCUAGUCGAUCCAAUGGCUCUGCGUAUACAAUUAAGAGCAUGGCAAAGAACGAAGAAAAUGAUCAAUUGUCCGAAAACUCGUCAGAUGUACCGAUAAAGCUUGAAGAAACGAACGACUAUGAGACAGGCGGCAAUAGAAAAUGCAUGUGUAACGCGAUGUCGACAGAUUCCGAACAUUUGAUACAGUGCUGCAAGUGCUUUAAUUGGGAUCACGCUAUUUGUUAUGGCUACUGGGGAGAAUCAACCACGAUGUUACAGGCAACACACAUAUGCUUUGCUUGUAAGAAAGAAGAAGGUCAUAUCUUUCCUGCCAUUGAUCAUAAUCAUUUCUCGGAACUGUGUGUCUAUCGACGCGGUCUUCAUCUUCUAUGGAACGACGGAUGGCUUAAGUCUAUUGUCAGGAUAAGUUAUUUGAUGGGUGUUGAUGUCAUACAAGCUCGUAGUGUGCAGAACAAACUAAAGCGUACAGAAUUUCUUUUCAUGGAUAAAUCCAGAAAUCCUAAAUGCAUGCGUACCAACGAGCUUGAGACCCUACUCAGCAAACUGAUUAAUCCUAAGCUUCUCUUGGGAUCGUUGAACUUGGAAGUGGAGCGGAGAAACUCAGAAUCUGACGUCAGGGUUAUACCGGUUGGCACUGAACCACAAUCACAUGAACCAGCCGUCGAAGGAAACCAAGACUUAGAAAAAAGGACGCCUUCCACUCACACGCCACCGGAAUAUCAUCACUCGGAUAUAAAUCCUAGUAUUGGAGGGCUGAAAGUAGCUUUAUCAGAAUUAACAUUAGCUCUGCUAUAAUGUAAUAUGCGUGCAAAAGGAAAAAGAGAAAUGAUGAAUUUUCGUACCUUGCAGUCCAAAAAGGUAUUGGAUCAUUGUGUCAUCAUCGAUUGCUUAAAAUUCCCAUUUCAACCAC